CCGGCCUGAGGGUUGAAAGCAGAAGCCAAAAAGGAGAAGAAUCGUAGUCGGAAACCAAUCAAUCAGCGAUGAAGCCGGUGGUGGGGACGGUGGUGUCCAACAAAAUGCAGAAAUCCGUGGUUGUGGCGGUGGACCGUCUCUUCCACCACAAGCUCUACAACCGCUACGUCAAGCGCACCUCCAAAUUCAUGGCGCACGACGAGCAAAAUAACUGCAACAUCGGCGAUCGCGUGAGGUUGGAUCCUUCGCGGCCGCUCAGCAAGCGGAAGCAUUGGACUGUUGCUGAAAUCCUUAAGAAAGCUAGGAUAUACGUGGCGCCAGCUGUCAAAAAGGAUGCUUCAGCUCCAGCUGAUUCGAGCAGCAAGACAUCGUGAGAUCCUCUCACCCCAAAUUCAAUCGAAGAUAAAUCAGCACUUUGCAGUGCGUCCAGACAGAUUUCGGUUUUGGCAUUGGUGUUGUGCAGCCAGCCAGUUACUAAGGCUACCUUUCUAUUUAUAUUUAGGACAUCUGUCACUGUGAAUCCUUCAAAAAUUCUUUUAAGCAGUUUUCACUUUUGAGCUUUCC
Molecule: messenger RNA, 564 nt
Organism: Salvia hispanica
Lineage: Eukaryota; Viridiplantae; Streptophyta; Magnoliopsida; Lamiales; Lamiaceae
Biological process (GO): translation
Cellular component (GO): ribosome
Molecular function (GO): structural constituent of ribosome
Source: RefSeq, a predicted model, not a curated record